Molecule: messenger RNA, 1764 nt
Organism: Didymodactylos carnosus
Lineage: Eukaryota; Metazoa; Rotifera; Eurotatoria; Philodinida; Philodinidae
Source: the annotation of a GenBank genome assembly
AUGGAAAGAGAGCCUAUAACAGUAGCCUUGAAUACAACGGUCUAUGAAGGCCAAUCAAAAUCUCCAUUUGAACUUGUUUUCCGUUACAAACCAAAUUAUAAACAACAGGUCAAUAAUUUAAUCAUUGAAUGGAUGAAUAAAAAUCGAAUAGUCGAGUACAGCAGUGAGAUCAUCAGCAUCACAGAUUCUAAUUUCCCACUACCUAUUUACGCAAACGAAGUUACAGUAAUGGCAGGUGAGAAUAACAGCAAUUCUACAAUAACCGUGAACUCCAUGCUUGUCGAUACAUUUCAAACUGUCGCUGAGCCAUCCACAGUAACAUAUGCGCCAACAUCAAAAACAUUAGCAAUUAGGUUCAAUCUUUCAAGCGAAAUAAUUAACAUAGUAGGACAAUUAUUAUACAACAUAACACCAUCUAAAAUUACUUUAUCCAGAAAAGCAUUAGCGCCUCAGGACAUUCAACUAAUUAGUAAUGCAUUAAAAGUAAAUCAAAGUCUAACACAACUUGAUUUGACUUUUACCGAAAUUGGUGAUAAUGGUGCUCAAACAUUAAGUGAUGCAUUAAAAGUAAAUCAAAGUCUAACUCAACUUGAUUUGAGUAGUAACAGAAUUGGUGAUAAUGGUGUUCGAGCAUUAAGUGAUGCAUUAAAAGUAAAUCAAAGUCUAACUCAACUUAAUUUGAGUAGUAACUUAAUUGGUCAUAAUGGUGCUCAAACAUUAAGUGAUGCAUUAAAAGUAAAUCAAAGUCUAACUCAACUUAAUUUGAGUUGGAACGGAAUUGGUGAUAAUGGUGCUCAAACAUUAAGUGAUGCAUUAAAAGUAAAUCAAAGUCUAACUCAACUUAAUUUGAGUAGUAACUUAAUUGGUCAUAAUGGUGCUCAAACAUUAAGUGAUGCAUUAAAAGUAAAUCAUAGUCUAACUCAACUUGAUUUGAGUAGUAACAGAAUUGGUAAAGAUGGUGUUCGAGCAUUAAGUGUUGCAUUAAAAGUAAAUCAAAGUCUAACUCAACUUAAUUUGAGUAGUAACUUAAUUGGUGAUAAUGGUGCUCAAACAUUAAGUGUUGCAUUAAAAGUAAAUCAAAGUCUAACUCAACUUGAUUUGCGUAGUAACUUAAUUGGUGAUAAUGGUGUUCGAGCAUUAAGUGAUGCAUUAAAAGUAAAUCAAAGUCUAACUCAACUUAAUUUGAGUGGUAACUUAAUUGGUGAUAAUGGUGCUCAAACAUUGAGUGAUGCAUUAAAAGUAAAUCAUAGUCUAACUCAACUUGAUUUGAGUGGUAACGGAAUUGGUGAUAAUGGUGCUCAAACAUUAAGUGAUGCAUUAAAAGUAAAUCAGAGUCUAACUCAACUUCAUUUGAGUGGUAACGGAAUUGGUGAUAAUGGUGCUCAAACAUUGAGUGAUGCAUUAAAAGUAAAUCAUAGUCUAACUCAACUUGAUUUGAGUAGUAACAGAAUUGGUAAAGAUGGUGUUCGAGCAUUAAGUGUUGCAUUAAAAGUAAAUCAAAGUCUAACUCAACUUCAUUUGAGUAGUAACUUAAUUGGUGGUAAUGGUGCUCAAACAUUAAGUGAUGCAUUAAAAGUAAAUCAGAGUCUAACUCAGCUUGAUUGGAAAAUAAACGUACUUGGUGAAAAUGGUGUUCAAACAUUAAGUGAUGGAUUAAAAGUAAAUCAAAGUCUAACUGAACUGCAGUUCAGUUUUAACAGAAUUGGUGAUAGUGGUGCUCGAACAUUAAGUGAUGCAUUAGAAGCAAAUCAGAGUCUAACUUAA